Molecule: messenger RNA, 1098 nt
Organism: Ylistrum balloti
Lineage: Eukaryota; Metazoa; Mollusca; Bivalvia; Pectinida; Pectinidae
Exons: 1
Coding region: 7-1098 (363 amino acids)
Source: RefSeq, a predicted model, not a curated record
UCGACCAUGGAGUUUACAGAGCAACAUCGUAAAGAGCUUGAAGAAAGAGGCUACACCGUAGUGGAAAACGUCAUGACAGACAAGGAAUGUGGGGAUAACAUUCAGGCAUUCAGGGAUUGGCUUUCUGAAUUCCCAGAGGAUGAAUGGCCAUACACGGCUCAUUCACUUAUUCAAAAAUAUAAUAUUGGUCACCAUGAAGCCGCAUGGAGGACUCGUCUCAAAGCCAAAGAAGUCUUUUCAAAAUUGUGGAAGACGGACAAACUGCUCAGUAGUGUGGACGCAAUCGCAAUAGGUCGGCCGCCAGAGGAUGGAAAAGAAGCAUUCGCUACUGAAAAUCGCCAUUGGUUACAUGCCGACCAAGAUUCGGAGAAGGUGGGUCUGCAUGGUUACCAGGGAGCAGUUUACCUGGAGGCGGUGGAUCAGGACGACUGGACAUUCCACGUGAUGGAACGAUCACAUCUGUACCUCGACCAACUUUACGACCGGAAUCAGAAAGCAGCGCUAAAGAGUUCGAUUAACAAAUACUAUCACCUUCGGGACGAUGACGAGGCGUGGCUUCACUCUAAAGGUUGUGUAACCAAGCGCGUGGCGGUACCACGUGGCGGAAUGGUUCUGUGGGACUCCAGACUUAUACAUGCCAACGCUCGCCCAUUAAAGGGAAGGGCACAUCCUGGAAGGUGGCGGUACUGUGUGAUGGUUUGUAUGACUCCGGCCAGAUGGGCGACUAAAAAAGAUCUGGAGACGAAGAAAGAGGCUUAUGAUGACGUAGCUAUGACGACACAUUGGCCAUCACAAGAUGUUCGUAUCAUGUCAUCUUUGCCUUCAAAAAAUCAAAAGAAUGUUGGUUGGUUUACACAACUUCCGGAAAUUGCGAAAACAACGAAAGCGAAACAACUUUGUGGUGUGUUACCUUAUGAUUUCACAGACGGUGAACCGAAUGGUCCGGAAUGGAGUCCGGAAUGGAUUAAGGACCGGUUUAAUAAAGCAACGCCUACACCAAGUCAAAGGUCAAGGUUACAGAAUGUUGUUAUGGCGUCUGGGAUAAGUUUGUUGGUAGGCUUUGCGGCCUGGGCAGUUGUAAAGUAUGUCAGACACUGA